This is a messenger RNA of Populus euphratica (Euphrates poplar), 1410 nucleotides long. RefSeq names its product probable trehalose-phosphate phosphatase C. Gene Ontology annotation, molecular function: trehalose-phosphatase activity. The coding region runs from base 140 to 1264 and encodes 374 amino acids. The record is from RefSeq and is a predicted model, not a curated record. Lineage: Eukaryota; Viridiplantae; Streptophyta; Magnoliopsida; Malpighiales; Salicaceae. Gene Ontology annotation, biological process: trehalose biosynthetic process. The transcript has 12 exons.
CUCUUUCCAUUGAAUCCUAAGACCAAAAUAACUUUCAUUACCUGUCUUUGUUUUCUCAUCUUUCUAUAUUCUCUGCCUCUUCCUCUGGUUAUUCCCCAAUCUUCUCAAACCUUUCAGAGUUUAGUUUAUACAAACAGAGAUGACAAACCAGAAUGUGGUUGUGCCUAAUGCCAGAAAAGGUGUUGAUAUCACCAUCGCAAUGGCCCUGUCCAAGUCUCUGUUUUCACCUGUUGUGCCGAAGCCAUUGCCAGCUGCUCCUGGUGGUUAUUUCACAAUAUCCCGGAAGAUGUUCGCAAAGAAGACUGAAACUGGAGGCAAAACCAAUUUCUGGGCUGAUUCUAUGAGAGAUUCUUCACCUACCCGUGUCAAAUCCACUACGUCUUCAUCAGAAAUCGAGGAGAAAAAUAAUUGGAUUGUAAAUCAUCCUUCUGCUUUGAACAUGUUUGAGCAAAUAGUGAAUGUCUCAAAGGGAAAACAGAUUGUGAUGUUUUUAGAUUAUGAUGGUACACUGUCACCCAUUGUUGAAGAUCCUGACAGGGCAUUCAUGACCAACGAGAUGAGAGAAGCUGUUAGGGACGUCGCUAGAUACUUUCCCACAGCUAUAGUGACGGGGAGGUGUAGGGAUAAGGUGUACAGCUUCGUAAGAUUGGCAGGGCUUUACUACGCUGGUAGCCAUGGCAUGGACAUCAAGGGGCCGUCCAAGAAUGGUUGCAGAAACAAAAAAGAUUAUCAAGGUGUACUUUUUCAACCUGCCAGUGAGUUUUUACCCAUGAUUGAUGAGGUGUACAAUGUUUUGCUGGAGAGAAUAAAGUAUAUCCCAGGGGCUAGAGUAGAAGACAACAAAUUUUGCCUAUCCGUGCACUUUCGUUGUGUCGAGGAAAAGAUGUGGGCUGCAUUAGUAGAGCAAGUAAGAUCAGUUCUCAAUGGGUAUCCAAAACUUAGGUUAACUCAAGGGAGGAAGGUUUUAGAGAUCCGACCCACCAUUAAAUGGGACAAGGGCAAAGCUCUUGAGUUCUUGUUGGAAUCAUUAGGAUAUGCCAAUUCUACUGAUGUUUUACCAGUUUAUAUCGGAGAUGAUCGAACUGAUGAGGAUGCAUUCAAGGUUCUAAGAAACAGGGGACAAGGGCUUGGGAUUCUUGUUUCCAAAGUUCCCAAGGAAACAAAUGCCUCCUAUUCUCUACAAGAGCCAACGGAGGUUAAAGACUUUCUACGGCGUUUGGUUGAGUGGAAGCGAUCAACGUUACAAGGACAAAGUAGAGUGUAGAAAAUAUAGCAGAUGAAGUUGAUUCUACCCUAGCUAAAAGGUUGAGGGUGGAUUAAAAUAUGUAUUUUUCUCGUUUAUUUAGACAUUGUAAAUUGAUGGUAAAAAAAAAAAAGUGGAAUACAAGAAAUUCCAUAGUAGUGGAUCUC